Oreochromis aureus is the source of this 2348-nucleotide messenger RNA. RefSeq names its product rhomboid, veinlet-like 2 (Drosophila) (gene rhbdl2). The coding region runs from base 452 to 1348 and encodes 298 amino acids. The record is from RefSeq and is a predicted model, not a curated record. Gene Ontology annotation, cellular component: membrane. NCBI's taxonomy places the organism in Eukaryota, Metazoa, Chordata, Actinopteri, Cichliformes, Cichlidae. Gene Ontology annotation, molecular function: serine-type endopeptidase activity. The transcript has 8 exons.
UGUUUACGGUGCGCGGUUUGGAAACGUGGGAUUCGUGAAAAACAGUUGUGCUGUAGCUGGGAGGAAGAAGGGGGAGCAUCGGGGGUUUGUUUAUGUCGCGGAGGAAGUUUCCUGCAGGAAAAAAGAAAUGAGAGGCCUUUAAUUAUCUCCAAGGGCUUUAGCGUUUUUUUCGGUCUCUUAGGGAGGGUCAGUCUGAAGAAGGCAGCUCUGCGGGUCGCCUGAAAGCAUGGCCGGACUAAGAUAAACAGGGGGGCUAAAAAAAAACAAAAAAAAAACCCCACAAAACAUUACUGUAGGUAGGUUACUGUUUAACUCCAGCUCUCACUGAUCAGCUCUUUCAUUCAGGAUUUGGAGUCGUUUGAUUUAGUUUGGAGAAGUCGGUAUUUGUAUCUUUGGCACCGGCUGGAGCCAUCUUCUCUCUUCCUGUUGAAGGUUAAGGGCUGGAGCAGUGAUGGCGGACGAUGACCUGGAGCAGCAGGAGCCGUUUCCUGUGGAAACAGAUGAGAGGCAGGCGAGGGAUGAAGAGGAGCAACCGGAUGGUGACGUGGAGAUGGGAUGUCAUGAGAAGUUCCACCGUCUUGUCUCCAAAUGGAUGCUCCCAGAACACUUACGCGAAAAGUACCUGGAACGUGCCAACUGCUUUCCACCCCCCAUCUUCAUCAUCCUCAUCAGUAUUGCAGAGCUGGCUGUAUUUAUCUACUAUGCUGUGUGGAAGCCACAGAAGCAGUGGGUGACCCUGGAUGAAGGCAUCUGGAACAGCCCUUUAACCUACAAGCCUGAAUGCAGGCAGGAGGCUUGGCGCUUUAUCUCCUACAUGUUUGUCCACGCCGGUGUGCAGCACAUUUUGGGCAACCUGUUGAUGCAACUGGUGGUGGGAAUCGCGCUGGAGCUGGUGCACAAAGGAUUUGAAGUGGGGAUGGUUUAUCUUUCUGGUGUUCUUGCAGGGUCUCUGGCCAGUUCCAUUUUUGACCCUCUCAGUGCCUUGGUGGGGGCUUCUGGGGGUGUUUAUGCCCUACUCGGCGGUUACUUCAUGAACGCUGUGGUGAAUUUCAGAGAGAUGAUUCCUCUCCUUGGAGUGUUUCGUAUCCUCUUCAUUGUAGUGUUUGUUGGUUUAGAUUUCGGGUUUGCCUUCUACAGAAGAUUUGUCAAACAUGAAGAUGGUUUACAGGUGUCCUUUGUUGCUCACUUUGGAGGAAUUGUGGCAGGAAUGACCGUCGGCUACGUCUUCUUCAGUGCUUACAAUGCAAAGCUACUCAAAGACCCACGUUUCUGGAUUUGUAUAGUGGGCUAUACAAUCUUUGUUCUCUUUGCUGUGUUCUUCAACAUCUUCCUUUCUCCAGCCCCGUAGGAGCAUGAAGCUGCACUCAGGUCCUGUUUUAAACUCUAAAAUUCUUGUGUCACUCAGGAAGCUGAUUUUUACUGAUUUGUUGUAGAGAACGGUUACUUUUCAGGGACCCGAGCACAGACUUGUUGGGGUUUUUUUGCUUGUUUGUUUUUUACUUUGAGCUCUCUUUAGGGCUGAAUUUGUGUGAAAUGGCUCCUCCUGCUGUUUAUGUGUAGUGUUGCUUUUAGACUACGCAGAUGAAAACGUGCCCAUUGAAGCAUUAAUUUUGAACAUGGGGCAGUUAUAUAUGACUUAAUUAACAUAUGUGGUUUACUCUUUCCUUGUGUGUUUUGUUUUGACUUUCUGUAUUUUCCACUGUGUUCUUUUUAUUUGGAUCGUCAAGGACUCCCAUUGAUCCAAUGUUCAUAGAAAAGUUUCUUACAUUGCUUAAAAACACUGUGCACUAGAAGAAAACAUCAUAUUAACAUCUGGCAUCACAUUUUAAGAGAGUUUUUAUAUGUAUGUUUACAUUGAUGUAAUGACUGGAAAAACAGGGUGAGUGUCCUAAAUGCCUCUUCUUUAGCUAUGAAGCCGCUUUACUAUCAAGCGUGUUAUUUUUAAAAAUGUACUUUUUUUUUAACAAAAAAAAUAUUUUUUUGUUAUUGAAACUGUAAAUUAUCUAAGAUUAUGUGUAAACUAUGACAAAAAGACCAAACAGACCUUCUACACUCGUGUUUUCAUAAAUAAGUCACAUUUGUAAAUAUUUUUUUCACAUUAAAUAUGAAACCUCUGAAGAUUUGUUUUGUGUUCCACUUGGUUAAAUCUGGUUUUGAUCAGGUCCACUGGUGGUAUGCGUUUACAUAUUCUGCUCUCUGUGUUCCAGAUGUUGUUGUGGGUAGAGUCAUCAUCCCUCCUUAAUAGCACCUCCUUAAUAGCCUGGGUCGGAUAUAGAUAUAGCCAGUAGGUUAUCUACUAAUAGGUGAUCUGAUUUAAAUGUUUCUGGGUAAUAAAGUAAUGGAAUUAA